This is a messenger RNA of Nylanderia fulva, 896 nucleotides long. RefSeq lists its product as uncharacterized. NCBI's taxonomy places the organism in Eukaryota, Metazoa, Arthropoda, Insecta, Hymenoptera, Formicidae. The record is from RefSeq and is a predicted model, not a curated record.
GGAACAAAUGUAGAACCGGUAAAUCGGAGUGGGGCGGUGAGACCGACAGAUAAACAUUAUACGUGCGUUAGACUUCCACGUUUCGUUAGUUCAAAGCAGGAGCGAUCGGCGUCGAGUCACAAACUUGACGCCUUUCGGAAGAAGAAACUGCGUUUCAAGCACGAGGAACCGUGACGCACGCUUCAUUUUCCCGGAGCAAACGCAGCAUCUUCUAAGAAAAAAGAAUCAUGCUCAAGAGUCAUUAACACAAGAGAGAAUCGCUGAUAAUUGACAUUUUCGUUUGAACAUCGAGAACUAAAAAAAAAAGUCAUGGAUCUCGUUUACAUACCCGAGGUGUUUACUUAUGGGUAUUCGAGACAUCCGCAGUACCGCGACUACGAGCAACCGUGGAACAAGGACUACUUCAAAUGCACCAGCACCAGAAAAUCAGUGGGAAGUCAACGAACCACGCAGCAACAAUCCAAAGAAAGUUGCCACUUAUGCAAAGAGAUGAAAAGGAGAAAUUUAGCGGUUUACAUAAGAAGUAAAUCACGAAGUGAUUCCUGUCACGAGGGGAUCCAUGAAGAAGAAGAGGAAAACGAUACAAUGAACAAUGAGAAAAAAGUCGCAAAUGCAAAUCAAAGUAAAUCAGCUAAAUCAUUAUAUAAUACAUAAAAAACAGAAAUCAUAAUUCUUGAGUAUUAUAUAAGGCAAGAGCAAUAAUAUUAAUCUUAAGCAUAAUAUGCAGAUGUAAAUACGCGUGCAUAAUGACUUCAAGUUACUUUAAUUAAUUUUAACAAUAUUAAUCUUGCGUUUACAACUAUUACAAAUCUACCUGUUUUUAAAGACAUGUUUAUAUAAUGCGAUAUGAAAAAAAAUAGUUAAAAAUAUUUUUUUUACAUAUUUUACAAGCAUUC